CUGCGGGGAUGGCCGGCGAGUGGGCGCGGGCGCCAGGAGGGGCCUCCUGUGAUGGCGGCUGAGGAGGGGCCGUGGGGAUGCCUGUGGAGGGGAUUCACCCCGGGACAGCUGAGGAUUUAUUUUUAUGAAGGAAAUAGCCUCUCUGUCCAACCCUGUGGUCCCGGGAAGACUUUGGCUUUGAUUCCGUAUCUGGUUGAACGUCGAUGGCCCGGUCCAUGGGCAGUAGAGAAUCUUAACGUGCCAUGGCUCUCAGGAACGAGAUGGUUCAUGUGAGAUAAGAGGACGCAGGGGCAUUGAUGCAAGCUCAGUGCACAGACCUGUGACCAGAGCCUCUCAACAGAGCCCCAGGACUGAGAGAAGUCAGCAGAGCAACAGAAAAUGAUCAAGCCUCAGAUUUCAUUUGAUGAUGUGACUGUGGAUUUCACCUUGGAGGAGUGGCAGCUAUUGAAUCCUACACAAAAGAACUUGUACAGAGAUGUGAUGUUGGAGAACUAUAACAAUCUUGUGUUCUUGGGUAAGAAUACUCUUCUUAUGUGACUUAGUGUGUGCCCAGUCACCAUGGGGCCUCUGAGGUGUUCAAUGAUUUCAGAUUUAAGUUUCAGUUAUCAGAGAUCCUUUGAUUUCUAAACUCCACUGGAAACGUUUUAUUAACUUGCUUUAUUUCACAGCCUUCAUAAUAAAACAUUCUUCAUAUUUAAGAGCCCCUCAGCCCCAGCAGUUGGGUCCAGGCCUCUGUGUUUCCAAGUAAUGGUAUCAAAUUAUCAAACCUGAUGCAAUUUUUAAACUAGUACAAGGAAAAGAGCCACAGAUAAUACAUGAAGAAAUCCUAAGUCAAAACUUUUCAGGAGGGAAAGAACCAUAUGGGAUAAAGUGAAUGUUAAAACUCAACUUUCUAGUGACAGGUUGACACUUUUGAAAUAUUGUUUAGAAAACUUAGAGUUGACUCAGUAUGGUGACAUGAGUUCCUCAUGGUUUUUGACUGAUAAGAUAUACAUUUGGUCUCCACAUCAGGGUUUGCCCUCUUUGGAGGAAGUUUACAAUGAUGUGUAUCCUGUUAGCCUUGCUGUGGAACAGACUGAUGGCUGAGCCUUUAGGACUGCACCUUCUUGGUUAGGGCUCUUCUUCCCAGCUUCUUCCUCUGCUUUUCCUUUUCUUCCUCUGCCACCUGUCCAACUUGUAGUGGUAGGUUUCUUCUCUCCUCUUCAAGAAUUCAUAAAUUUUCUUCAUUUCAGGUGACACUAUUUCCUUCUGGUUUUCCCUUGUUUCUUCUAGUUUGUCAGAUUUCUAUUUUAAACCCAUGGAGAGAGUAGGAAUGAAAUCAUGGGUAUAGGCUAACGAUCUACUCUCUUAAGGAGAGGGAGAUCCUGCCUCCCCCCGAUCACUACACAAACUGAGACCACUGAGUCUUUCUGGUGUGUGUGGUGUGUAGCAUCUUCAUCUUCUCAUUCCUACCACCAGACAGUCUGAUGGGUUGGAGUUCCCCAUUGCCUACCUUGUGACAUUUCAAUUUCUUUAUAUGUUGAAGAGCCUUGUGGUACAGCAGCAUCUUAUCAUCCAGCGCUUUUUCUGUGCCCAAAAGUCAUGGUUAACUCCAUUCGAGGUAGUUUCUUCCUUAAUGCUUUAAUUAUACUGUGUUUUCCCCAUUUGGACACUACCCUCUCUUUGGUUUGAACUCUUCUUUUUUUCCUCUAGUGAAAGUUCUAUGACUCUCAGCCUUUCCUAAAAUCUCUGUCCACUUAGCAUCUAUAUCAUAGGAGCCCAUCCAGAGUUCCUGAUCAGACCUCAAGAAUUCCUUAACUGUCUUGAUCCUUAGGUUUAUCCAACAUAGAGAGAUGGCCAGUAACUUAUUCUUUUCUGCUCUCUAUGGAAAUUAUGCUGUGUAUUUAUUACUGUUUCACCAGUUGGUUGUUGGGGAGUCAGGUGAGAGUAGGAUCUUUCUUACUCAUAUUUAUGUAAUACAAAAGUUUUCAUCUAAGCAUGUGGAUCACCUUACCUCGGAAAAUAUUUCAAUUUACAAGUAUCUAGGCACAUCCUUCACAUGCUCAUUAGGUCUGGGUGUGUGUAGGCUAGAAAAAUUAUCUAUGAAGUCUUUAUGCUCCCGUUAGUUAAGAGCCACUGCUAUUGUGUGGCAUGAAAGGCAUUUAAAGGAAGUAAGAAUCAUGAAAUACCUUGCAGGAGCACAGAAUUUUAAUUUAGAAGUAAUACAAAACUGUAUAAAAUAUCAAUAAUUCAGUAUCUGAACAUGAAGCAUUUGUGUUAAAUGCAAACUUAAUUAUCAAGACUAAUGAUAAAGAAAGUGACUGCUUUAGAAGUUCAGUGAUAAGUCAAUAGUGUUUAUUUUACAAGUAAUGGGGGCUUUUAUGUGCUAUGCAGUAUGGUAGAUACAUCAGGGGAAAAUGUAGACCUGUUUUCUGCUCUCAUGGAACUUACAUUCUAGUGGAAGAGACAGAAAUAAGAUGAUUACCUGUUUGAUAAUUGCUGUGAAGGAAAUAAAACAGGGUACUUGAUGGUGGGUCAUCAAAAUGACAUUUAGACCUGAAUUAGGCAGGCAUGCUAAAAACUGGGUGGAGCAUACCAAGUUAAAGGACAGCAAAUGCAAAGUUCCAAAGGUAGAAGAGGUCACUGUGGUCCAACAAACAGAAAGGGAUCAAGUGUGGCUGAAGAGUAGUGAAUGAAAUUGAUUUGAGAUGAAGUUGAAGUGGUUGGAAGAAAACAGGUCGUGCAAGGACCUGCAGGUCAGUAUAAGAAGUUUGGAUUUAUUCAAAGGAUUUUAAGCAGGGGGUGACAAGGCCUGACUACGUUUUCUAAAGAUUACUGGCUGCUGUGUGGAGACAAGUACUGAACUGGGUUCGGUGCUGGGUGCAGUGUAUCAGGUUUCAGAGAAUGGGUGAAACGAAGGUAGCAGGGACUGGAGCGUGGCAGAAGCAGAGAAGUGGACAAGUAUACGUGGAUCCCGGUAGAAGAUGAUACUAGUAAAAGGACUUUUUGGACACAGUUGAACAUCUAAACCUUUAAAUCUGUAGAUGAACUAUUGUGUUUUUAUUUCAUUUAAUUCAUUAACUUGAAUAAAUAUUUCUUAAUCUUAUUUUUAUUUUUAAAUUGUUUGUGCACUUAGAUUUACUGAAGCAAUUUUUUUACACUCUUCAAGUGGAUCUUACACUUUAUCUACCAAAGACUCUGAUUUAUUUGAAAAGAAAAAAAAAGCUUUAUUGAGAUAUAAUCCACAGCCCAUACAAUUCACUGAAAUAAAUUGUAUUAUUCAGGGUUUUUUGGUUUUUGUUUUUAGCAUAUUCACAUUCAUGAAUUUACUCUUUUCUUUCCUACUAACAUCCAAGUCGGAUUUGAGGUUGACUACAAAAUCAAUGACUCUGCUUUUAAUAUUCAAAUCUCUUCUUUUCUUAAGUCUUUCUCAUCUCAGUGAAUAGCAUUAUCAUCUUCAUUUGCUUAAGCCCAAAAUGUUGAGUCUUCCUUUCAUUCUCCUUCCCUAGAACAGCUCUAGUUGGUUCUUCCUUGGAAAUUCCAAUUAUUUCUGAGAAUCAGGUGAGACUUUCCUCCCCCAAAAAAAAUUAUUCAUCAGAAAAUAGGUGGUUGUCUUAAAUUCGAGACCUCACAAACCUUUCAUAUUGCAGAAUACUUCCUGGUGGUAUAACCUCACGGUUGCCUGCAAAAGAUAUCAUCAUCAAGUAAACAAACCUUUAAAAAGAUGACUUUAAAAAGAAGAAGUCUGGCUAGAUAAUAAUCACAAAAUAUGGCAACAGGAUAAUCAAGACAAGCUAAAACAUUUGGAGAGAGGCCAUGAAUAUGAUGUUUUUGGGAAAAUAAUUCAUUCAACCAUAAACUUUGUUCAUUUAGGAAUGAGACCCCAUAAAUACGGCACAGGUGAAAAAAGUUUGAAACAUCCUUUUGAUUUCCUUAUUCCAAAAAGUCUCUGUGGAAGAAAGAACCUUGAUGAGUUUGAUAAGAAAUUAUUAUUCCAUAUCAAACCUGAUAGAACUCAUGGUGGAAUAAAAUACUGUGAUAGCCGUAAGUGUAAAAAAGCUAGCAGUAAAGAUUCAUGGCUCACUACAGAUCAUAUGACACAUACAGGAGUAUAUUUAUGCAUUGAAUGUGGCAAAGUUUUUAACAGGAGGUCACAGCUUAUUAUACAUCAGAGAACUCAUACAGGAGAGAAACCCUAUCAAUGCAGUGAAUGUGGAAAAGCCUUUUCACAGAAAUCAUUGCUGACUAUACAUCAAAGGACUCAUUCAGGAGAAAAACCCUAUGGAUGUGGUGAAUGUCAAAAAGCUUUUGGCAGGAAGUCACUGCUCAUUUUACAUCAGAGAACUCAUACAGGAGAGAAACCCUAUGGAUGCAGUGAAUGUGGAAAAGCCUUCAGCAGGAAGUCACAACUUAAAAGACAUCAGAUAACCCAUACAAUAGAGAAACCCUAUGUAUGUAGUGACUGUGGAAAAGCUUUCUCCCAGAAAUUAAAGCUCAUCACUCAUCAGAGAAGUCACACAGGAGAGAAACCCUAUAACUGUUGUGAAUGUGGAAAAGCCUUCUUUUGGAAGUCACAGCUUAUUACUCAUCAGAGGACUCAUUCGGGGAAGAAACCCUAUGCAUGUAGUGAGUGUAAGAAAGCCUUUAGUAGGAACUCACUCCUCAUAAGACAUCAGAGGAUUCACACAGGAGAGAAGCCCUAUGAAUGCAGUGAAUGUGGUGAAGCCUUUAUCAGGAAACCACAGCUUAUUAAACAUCAGGUAACUCACACAGGAGAGAAGAAUUAUCAAUGCAGUGACUGUGAAGAAGCUUUCUUUAAGAAGUCAGAGCUAAUUAGACAUCAAAAAAUCCAUUUAGGAGAGAAACCCUAUGGGUGUGUUGAAUGUGGAAAAACCUUCUUUGGCAAGUCACAGCUCCUAACACACCAGAGAACUCAUACUGGAGAGAAACCUUAUGAAUGCAGUGCAUGUGGGAAAGCCUUCUCUCAGAAGUCAAGCCUGAUAUCACAUCAGAGGACACAUACAGGUGAGAAACCCUAUGGAUGCAGUGAAUGCAGGAAAACCUUCAGUGAGAAGUCAAGCCUCAUUCAUCAUCAGAGAACCCAUACAGGAGAAAAGCCCUUUGAAUGUGGUGAAUGUAGGAAAGCUUUUGCCUGGAAGCCGCAGCUCAUUAGGCACCAGAGAAUUCACACCGGGGAAAAACCUUAUGAAUGCAGUGCGUGUGGGAAAGCAUUUGUUCAGAAAGUGCAGCUCAUUAAACAUCAGAGAAAUCAUACAGGAGAGAAAACCUAUGGAUGCAGUGAUUGUGGAAAAGCAUUCUUUGAAAAGGCACAGCUCAUUAUACAUCAGAGAAUUCACACAGGAGAGAGACCCUAUAAAUGUGGUGAAUGUACAAAGUCUUUCACUAGAAAAUCACACCUCAUGAGGCAUCAGAGAAUUCAUACAGGGGAUAAAUACUACAGAUGCAGUGAAUGUGGUACCAGUUUCAACAGGAAGUCACAGCUCAUGAUACAUCAGAGAAAUCAUACAAUAUAGAAACCAUAUGAGUAUAGUGAAUGUGGAAAGCCAACACUCAGAAGUUUUAACUUCCAACACUUUUGAGGAUGCCUGUAGGAAAGAAACACCAUCAAUGCAGUGACAUGAAAAAGCUGUCUUUGGGAAGUCAAUCAUAUUAAACAGAAUUAAGAAAGGACAGAAUUUUUUUUUAAGUAGAGAAUGGAAAAAGAAGUCUUCUCUCAGGAAUCACAGCUUGUUACACAUUCAAGGACUCAUCAAGUGAAAAUCUUGUCAGUAUUGUGAUGUUUCAAAAGUUACAGCUCAUUACACAUUAGAGAACCUAAGCAGGAGGACACCUCCAUUGUUCUUAGCAAGUGAGUGGAAGAUUUCAUCACCAAACAAUAACUCACUGUGUGACGGAGAAUACUUACAGAACAGAAAUGCUGAAUGUUGCAUAAUACAGAUUUCAUACUGAGAAGUAGCCCUAAUAACCUGAAGAAUUUGACAAACAUGAUCCUGUUAAAACAACUCUAUAAGGAAAUUGUGUUCAUUGUAUAUAAACUGUGUUUUUAAGAAUAUUUUAUUCUAAAUAGUAGAUAUAUUUAGUUAAGCAUGAAGAUUUCUGCCGUCAGCCAUGGUGGAAUAACAAGGACCAAAUUUACUCUCUUGCCUUAAACAGCCAGAAUCUGAACAAUAUAUAUGAAAUAAUUUUCAGGCAUAUGACAAAUGCAUGUCUGUUGUCCCUGGUAGAAUAAAAAUAAAUACAAGGUGAGGAACAUCUUAUAAUUUCCAAGCUUACUGCCUAGUGGCAUGAGGUCACAGGAAGGGAGCAAACAGAUGGUCUUGCUGAAUUGAAGGGAUAGAAUUGGCAUCCAUGAGGAGCCAAGGUAGCUAGAAUUUUCAGGGAAGAGUAUGGGAGAGGAGGGAGCUUCCAGAUAGAGGGUCCAGAAGCCUUCCAAGGUCCCAUUGCGUGCUUUGGCCAGAUACUGAUUUGCACAUGUGUGAGAAGAGACUUCCUGAGGCCAUGAGAACCACUACAGUGCAGUGGGCUGAACAGGCCCUGGAGUUCACACCGGGUUGCAAAUAGUUCACGUUCUCAUCAGCCUAAAUGGAACUAACUUGAAAUACAUGGGGCAUCUGGUAGAAUUCCCAGAAGGGUAUUGUCUUAGUAGUGAGUCUAGAUUAACCUCUGUUUAAAGGCUGCUCUGGGCCCCACCCCCAACAAAGCUUAAACAAACUCUGAAAGAAGCCAGUUGAUUCCAUGUAAAUUAGGUGAACAUCAGAAAAAAUCUGACCCUAUUUAAAAGAAUACAGAAAACUGCAGCCCCCAGCAAGGUAAAAGUCACUGUGUUUUGCAUACAAUAAAAUUUAUCUGGCAUGCAAAGAAGCUGGAAAAUAGGACUCAUAACCAGGAGAAACAUGAGUCAAUAGAAACACUCAGGAAAGACAGAUGUGGUGAACUAAGCAGUCAAGAAUGUUAAAAUAGCUAUUAUGAACAUAAAGUAGAGAAAAAUAUAAACUUGUUGAAACCUGAGUUGAGAGAUAUAAAAACAAAAAACACAUCUCAAACUUCUAGGGAUGGACACAGCAAUAUCAGAAAUGAAAAACAUGCUGAGUUGAAUUAUCAGAGAAAUUGUUAUGGAAGAAGAAAAGAUCAAUGAACUUUAUGAGUAAGAAUAAAAACUAUUUGAAUCAUUCUCAGUGAGAAAAAAAGACUGAAAAAUAAUAGAGAAUCAGCUAUAGUGAUUUAAUAUGUGUGUACUUGGAGUUCCAGAAGGAGAGAAGAGAGGCAGAAAAAAAUAUUUGAAUAGAGAAUGGCUGAAAAUUUUCUAAAUACAAUUAAAACUAUAAUCCCACAGAUUCAAGGAGCUCCAAGUAUCCCAAGCAGAAGAAACUUAAAGGAAAUCACCAAGGCACAUCAUAGACAAUUUGCCGAAAACCAAUGAUAGAGAAAAUUUUCAGAACAGCUAGAGAAAAAGACCCAAUACAUACGGAAACACCAGAGCCCCGUCUUUAAACUCCUGAAACAAAACAAAACAAAAUCCUAUAACCUGGAAUUCUAUUCCCAGCCAAAACCUCUUUCAAAAAUAAAGGCAAAAUAAGGACUUUUCAGAUAAACAAAAACUAAGAGAAUUCAUCACCUGCAGACCUGCCUACAGGAAAUUAUAAAGAAAGUUAUUUGGACAACAGGUAAAUAACACUAUGUAGAAAUUUGGAUCUACACAAGUACCGAAGUACCAGAAAUGGUGAAUAUGUGAGUAAAUAUAAAAUGAAUUUUUCUCAUUUUAAAAGCUUCUAAAAAGGAAAUUGACUGCUGAAAGCAAAAAUAAUACGGUGUAUUUGGGAAUUUAUGAUGUAUUUAGAGGUAACGUGUAUAACAACAAUAGCACUUAAUGACACUUUAAAAGUAGUUCAUUUAAUGGAGUGUAUCGUCUAAGUCAGAAACCUAUUUCCUCAGGGCUCAGGGUGACUUGCAUUUGUAGCAGCUACACAGUUGGAAUUUUGUGUAUUGUGGGUCCAUAUGUGUGCUAAUUAUUCCCUACUUCUCCAGAUCCAUUUUCAAUCCUUCUCUGCUCUGUAACACUGGAGUUGUCCUCUGGCAACUGCUUCACUGGUGUUUCUGGUUCGGGUUGAAUGAUGAGAGAUACCAGUAAGAGAUUAAAUGGUAGGAGGGAAAGAAGUUGGGAUACCUAUUACCCAACUCUCUCCUUUCUGGACCACAUAGGCAGUGUCGAGUUCCUCUCUAACCAUGGCUCCUGUUGGGCAGCCCCGCGUCUGUGGCUGUAGAUCUCUACAGCUUUCAGUUAGAACAUCCCCUGUCUUCACAUUUAAGGGGAUAACUACUCCUGGGUGCUUCAUUAUCCUUUGUUAUUUCCUUAACCAAACACAUAUCUGUAAAUAGCCACUUCAUUAAAUUUUCUUGUGUUAAUACUUUGAGUGUGCCAUUUGUUCUCUGUGCCAUCUGUUAAAUGAUGAACAAUUAAUAAAAUUGUGAUUUAUUGAUAAUAUGUGCCUCAUAAGGCAUACACUGACAUCUAUCAAGAUUUCUUACCCUAAAUAUUACUAUUUUCUAUUUGUAUUUUAACAGUGCAGUAGAAAUUAUAGCUUAAAUAAUAGUUCUUUGUGCUUUUUUUUCUGAUUGUUACCAAUUGCUACAUAUGUAAAUGGGCUUGCAGUUAUUAUUAAAUCCAGUCAGUAGUAGAAACCAAAACUUUUAUGAAGUCUUAUGCUACCUCUGAGUUAACCAAAUAACUUAAACUAAGCAGUGUGGUUAUGUUAAACAUGUGUACAAGAAACAAGAUAACCAGUUACUGGGUGAUGUACCAUAUUUCUCAGUACUCUAAUUUGUUAGAGUGCUGUGCAAUUAAAAUAGCCUUCCAUAUUAUGCUAUUCUUUAAUAUACAUAAUCAUGUAACCUGUAACUCAUGGACAAGAUUUUCCAUUUUGGUAAUCAAAAUUAGUAUGUCGAACUUCUUCAAAGGCUCUGCACAACCUUUCCCAUCAGUUCCCAUCAUAAACACUACACCAAAAAGUAAAUCAGCUUUUCUAAGAUUAUACCAGAAUUGUUUCACUUAUAAUCUCAUACAGCAUAAAUUAAGUUACGAUAGAAUACCAAAGAGGUCUCAUAUAGAUAAUACUGUAUGCUAUCAUUUGUCAGAUAUUUCCCUUAAGAACUUCACCUUGCCUUAUCUCCUCUCACCCAUCCAUUCUCUUGGGCUGGCAUGCAGACCUCAUCUGAAGGGAAAUUGUUACUCUCGGGCUACACAGUGUGUUCCCUCUCCCAGUUGAUUUUGCAUUUCCAUCUGUAUUUUUAACGAUCUCUUUGUGCAGGUUUCUGAUGUUGGACACCCCCGAGGCACCAGUCAUGUGGUAGUCUAUGUCAGUCAAUUUGUAUAGCAUUCUGGUCCUGUCUUUAAAGAAUUAGCUACCUAAAGAAAUAAAUCUUUUGAGAUUUAAGCAGAAUUGGAAUGCAGCAUUGGAACAGUUACCUGUGAUCAUUUCUUUGUAAUAGUACUAUAUGAUCUAUAUAUGAUAGAAAAAAAAAUGGUUUCCACCAUCAGGAUUCCCCCACAAUCCCUUUUAUUGGGAUUCUCACUCAUUAUCUUAGAAAACUUUUUAUACCUCAUGAUACCUGUCUGCAACUUGGGAACAGACAAUAUAAGUCUCAUGGUGAGCUCAAAAGAGUGAAAUUCAACUAAAUUGUAUUUAAAAUCUGCUUUCCUCUACAUUGUACAGUUUCCCCUGAAGUCAUCUUUCUCACCACAGGAUUCCUCUAUAUCAACUCACUUACGUUAAUAAGCAGUGGAUUUGUUUUGAUGCCAAAUCUGUGAAUUUGGUGGUAUUAUCUCACAAUUCUUUGUUUACUCUGUGGUAUCUUUGCAACUUGGAGCACAGUUAUUACUCAUUGAAUCCAGGUAGUCUUGACAUCUUGCUAUUGAGAUUGUUACUUUCAGAAUGCUAAGAUUCAAUAAACCAGGGAACAUCAAACGCAUUUAACAAUACCUAAAUCAUUAAAGGUGCCCAACAAAAAAGAACAUCGCUGUAGAAGCAUUCACUGAGAAGAUAAAAGGAAGAGAGAAAUGAAGGGACAUUUGUAAUUUGAGCUUCCAUUUAAAGUAUUCCUAUUACUGUAUAUACUAAUAAAAAAUGAAUCGAGCUCAGACUCACCGAAAAGUGGUGGGGAUGUGGGAGGUAAUUAACUUUUAGAGCUCCUUAGAGGGUAAUCAUGUGAAUGGGCCAUUCAAACCAUGUGGUACCACUGCAGCCACCCAAAUACAGAGUAGAUUUAUUCCCAAAUUAUGAAGAUCAAAAGACAGCUCUCUCAGGGAAUAAACAAGUUAUAAAUGAUGUAUCCUGUUGUGUAUAAUGUGUUUGCAUAAAGCAGAAUGAGUCAGAUGGCCAUGAUGUCCGAAAUCUGGGACUACCUGUGCUUUACAUACAAGGAUGUGAUAAACAGAUAACUGAAAAAGGCUGAACUGGUCUUCACUCUAGAUGAGGAUCUCCUGUGUAAGCUGCUGACAUUUGUGUCCUCUGACUGAUGCAUCUUCUUGAGAUCAGGGGAGGCUGGUGGGGGGAAUGUGCUAGCUCAGACCUAUUGCUGAUACGUCCUUCUGUGUGACUUGAAAAAAAAAUUCUGUACCCUUAUAUUUACUGAGUAAAUUAUUUAAUGAAUGAA
Molecule: messenger RNA, 10650 nt
Organism: Choloepus didactylus (southern two-toed sloth)
Lineage: Eukaryota; Metazoa; Chordata; Mammalia; Pilosa; Megalonychidae
Gene: ZNF605
Product: zinc finger protein 605
Exons: 5
Coding region: 3855-5513 (552 amino acids)
Biological process (GO): negative regulation of transcription by RNA polymerase II; regulation of cytokine production; regulation of immune system process
Source: RefSeq, a predicted model, not a curated record